Messenger RNA from Pyrus x bretschneideri (Chinese white pear), 654 nucleotides. RefSeq lists its product as uncharacterized. Lineage: Eukaryota; Viridiplantae; Streptophyta; Magnoliopsida; Rosales; Rosaceae. Gene Ontology annotation, biological process: transcription elongation by RNA polymerase II. The record is from RefSeq and is a predicted model, not a curated record. The coding region runs from base 1 to 654 and encodes 217 amino acids. Gene Ontology annotation, cellular component: nucleus; elongin complex. The transcript has a single exon.
AUGGAUGUGGAAGCGAAGGCAGCAGCUCCUCCGUCUACGGUGGCUGAUUUACUGCGCCGCAACGGCGGUAAUGUUAGCGACAUAGAUUUCAGUGUUCUGGAGAAAAUCCUACCACAAUGUACGGUCGGGGAGUUGAGGCAAGUAGAGAAGAGUAGCGGAGGUAGAGAUUUGAGUCCAGUUACCGAAGAGUUGUGGCGGAAAUUCUACGAACAGAAGUUCGGGCGUUUAAGGACUGAUGCGGCGAGCAAAAGGAUGAAGAAGGAGAAUGUGAGGUACAGAUGGAUGGAGCUGUACGAUUCAAAGGAGAAGGAAGAACUCGACGAGGCCGAAAAGAAGGCUGCCGAGAGGUUGAAGAGGCGGUAUAAAGAGGAAGCUUUGCGAAAACAAAGCCGGCGAGUUGUUAUUUGCAAAGAGACAGAGGUUCCGUCAUCGUCAUGGAACAAAAGAAAAAGAAGCGAGGAUGAGGUUCCGUCGUCAUCAAGCAACAAAGGAAGUAACACCGGCAGCUCCUGCGGUGGCGACGACGGUCCCGUCCGAAAGCGAAAGGAAAGCUUGAUCAUGAAGAAAGCGAGAAAAGAUUUUCUCAACUGUAUUGAGGUGAAAAAUAUUACAGCAAUGGGGAUGGUUAAAUUGCAGAAGGGCUACAGUUCCUAG